CCCUUUUCACCUCUCUCCCAUCCUUUCCUUCCCACUCCCCUCUUCUUCCCCUUCCCCCGACCAUCUCCAGGACAGCCUACGCUACACCCCGCAAUCCAUAAUAUCUCGCUCGGCACCUUGCAUCACAACAACUUUUCCUGAUUGACGACGCGCUCGACCCAUACGACGACCCAUGCUACCGACCCUUUCAUUGCUGGCCGCAUGGCUGGCCUCAUCUACAACACCGGCAUCAGCCGCGUCCUCGCUAGCAGGUACCUUCGCUGACGGCGGCAACACCCUCGUCAGCGCCAUGAUGAUGUUCCUCGGGAAUGACGAGAAGGUCUACAUCCUCGACAAAGUCGAGGGCAACGCUGCGCAGAUCAACGGCCACCCCGCCUGGGCCUCCAUCUACGACAUCGCCUCCCGCAAAGCGACCGCGAUGGACGUCACCACCAACGCCUUCUGCUCCUCGGGCAUGCACCUCCCCAACGGCUCCUUCGUCACCUUUGGCGGCAACGGCGCCAUCGGGCCCGGCGGCAACAUCGGCUCCCUCCGGAACAACGCCGGCUCGGGCGCGUGGGACGACACCUACAUGGACGUCGACGGCACCAAGUCGAUCCGGAUACUGAACCCCUGCUCCUCCGCGACGAUCAACGCCGAUCAGACCGUGCUGAACGGGAACGCGAGCUGUGGCUGGUACGAUGACCCAAACGUGUUGAGCAUGCAGAGCCAGCGAUGGUACUCGACCGCCGAGGCGCUCGCGGACGGCUCGAUCGUGAUCAUCGGUGGAUUCGUCAACGGCGGGUACAUCAACCGGAACUAUCCCAACACCGACCCCGCGUUCGAGGGCGGCGCGGCGAACCCUACGUACGAGUUCUUCCCGAGCAGGGGUCAAGAACAGCAGAUGAAUUUCAUGGUCGCCACCUCCGGUCUCAACGCGUACCCGCACUCUUUCCUGAUGCCGUCGGGCAAGAUGUUGGUCCAGGCCAACUUCUCUACCGUGCUAUGGGACUACGACCAGAACCAAGAGACGCCGCUGCCCGACAUGCCGGGCAAGGUCAUCCGCGUGUACCCCGCCUCAGGCGCUACCGCCAUGCUCCCCCUCACGCCCGCAAACAACUACACCCCGACCGUGAUCUUUUGCGGCGGCUCGGACAUGCCCGACUACGCGUGGGGCAACUACUCCUGGCCGUUCAUAGACACCUGGGACUACCCCGCGUCUAAGGACUGCCAGCGGAUCACGCCCGAGCAGGCCGACGGAACGUUCAACACAGACGUCGCUUACGAGCAGGACGACGACAUGAUCGAGGGCAGGACUAUGGGCCAGUUCAUCAUCCUCCCCACCGGCAAACUCAUGGUCUUCAACGGCGGCGUGAACGGCACCGCGGGCUACUCUACCCAGACGCUCGUCACCACCUCUUACUCGGAGAUGCCUUUCGGCAUGUCGCUCGCGUCCGGCCCCGUCGGCACACCCGCGCUCUACGACCCCGACGCACCCAAGGGCUCGCGGUGGACGAACGAAGGAUUCGACACGUCCAACAUCCCGCGCCUGUACCACUCCUCCGCGCUCCUCCUCCCCGACGCCUCCGUCCUCAUCGCCGGCUCGAACCCGAACGUCGACGUCAACACCUCCACCGUCUUCCCGACGACCUACCAAGCCGAGAUCUUCUACCCGCCCUACUUCGCCGCGUCCACGCGCCCUUCCCCGUCCGGCAUGCCCACCACGCUCUCCUACGGCGGCGCCGCGUUCGAUAUCACCGUCCCCGCCUCGUCCUACUCGGGCGCCGCGAACGACGCGGCGGACAACACGACCGUCGCGCUCGUCCGCCCGGGCUGGACGACGCACGGGAUGAACAUGGGCCAGCGCUACCUGCAGCUCAACAACACCUACACCGUCAACUCGGACGGCUCGAUCACGCUCCACGUCGCGCAGGUCCCGCCGAACCCGAACCUGUUCACGCCCGGCCCGGCGCUGCUGUUCGUGACCGUGAACGGGAUCCCGAGCAACGGCACGAGCGUGCUCGUCGGCUCGGGCAGCGUCGGCGCGCAGCCGACCGCGGCGCAGGCGGUGCUGCCCGCGAGCGUCCGGCUGGACUCGGCGUCGGGGACCGCGUCCGGCUCGUCGACGUCGUCCGGGUCCGGGUCCGGGUCGGGCACGACCGAGGGGGGGUCGCACACGGGCGCGAUCAUCGGCGGGAUCGUCGCGGGCGUCGCCGCCGUCGGUGUCCUCGGCGCGAUCAUCGGGAUCUGCGUCGCGCGGAGACGGCGCGCGGCGCGCGCGGCGACCUCGGCGCCGGCGUACGCGAUGUCGUCGGCGGCGGCGCCGACGUCGGUGCCGAUGGGACCGGGGAUGAGCGGGAAGUAUGGGGGAUUGAGGACGAGCGAUAGCAGCGCGUUUGUGCCGCUGCAGGGGAACGUGAGCACGGCGAGUUUGGGGGGGCCGUAUAGGGACGAGGAUCCGUAUGCGACGCCGAGGCCGAGUAGUGUCGGCAGUGGGGCACCGUUGUAUCAGCAGCAGCACCAGCAGCACCAGGGGCAGGGGUACGAUUCGUACUACGAAUCGCGGAGGUGAUCGUUGUUCGGGUUGCGUUGCAUAGACUCUGUGGUGUGGUGGAGGGGAGGGGGGUGCUGGCGCGCCUCCCCCCGUCGGUGGUAACAUAGUACGGUAUCUGACUGAUAAAAGGACAGCUUAGUAGCUUACGGACCUUUGGAUACGCAGCUCUCUCUCUCUCUCUUUGCAUCACUUCUUUUGUGUUCACUAUCGUUCGUUUACGGUCACGAUGAGUUUGGAUGCAUAUCACAUAUCGUACCCUUGGUGUCUCGCUCAGGCUGUGGCGCCGCUGUAUCCUCAGCGUCCUGCUUACAGCCUUGUCGCUCGCAAAAGCUUCGGAUGAACAUGGAACCGC
Molecule: messenger RNA, 2885 nt
Organism: Punctularia strigosozonata HHB-11173 SS5
Lineage: Eukaryota; Fungi; Basidiomycota; Agaricomycetes; Corticiales; Punctulariaceae
Product: DUF1929-domain-containing protein
Exons: 3
Coding region: 173-2551 (792 amino acids)
Source: RefSeq, a predicted model, not a curated record